AUGCAUUUCUCCAAGCUCGUUGCUCUGACGGCCGCCACCUUGGCCCUCGCCCACCCCGGCGAGAAGCAUGACCCGCAAGCCGUCCGGCGCGAAAUCCAUGCUCGCGACAUCAUGGCGAACCAGGCUAAGCGCUCUCUUGAUGCUUGCGCCAGUACCGAGCAUGCGAGACAGCUGCAGCAGCGUAACGUUGCCCGUCGUGCUCGCACUGCGCGCGAGCUGCGCAAGGCCCGCGGCAUCACGGCCAACUCCCAGAAGUGGCGUCGCGACCUGGCUGCUCUGGAGAAAUGGGAAGCAAUCGACCACAACCGCACCGACAUCCUCGACUACUCGCCCAACACUCCCGAGUCGGUCAUCUUUGGCGGCAACACCAGUGCCAUCCUGACCCCCACCAUCACCGACGGACCGUACUACAUCUGGGGUGAGGUCAUCCGCCAGAAUGUGAAGGAGGAUAAAUACUCGGACGGUGUGGAUAUGACCAUCGAAGUCCAGUACAUCGAUGUCAACACCUGCCGUCCUGUCGAAGGCGCCUUGGUGGACAUCUGGCAGGCCAACGCCACUGGCGUGUACAGCGGUAUCUCGACCUCUGGCAACUACGCCGCCGACGGCUGGGACUCGACCUACCUGCGCGGCAUCCAGUACACCGACGAAGACGGCGUGGUCACCUUCGACACCAUUUUCCCCGGCCACUACGACGGACGCGCUACCCACACCCAUCUCCUGACCCACUUGAACGCUACCGUCAACGAGAACAACGGCACCUUGGUCGUGGGUACCGGCAGCGUCGCCCAUAUCGGACAGCUGUUCUGGAACGAGGUGCUUCGCUCUGCCGUGGAGGACACCUACCCGUACAACACCAACACGAAGGAUGUCACCUCCAACGCCGAAGACAUGUGGAGUAUCCAGCAGGCGUCCAGUGCCUACGACCCCUUCCCGGAAUACCUGUAUCUCGGCAACGGGCUGGACGACGGAUUGUUUGCGUGGAUCCAGAUCGGCAUCAACACUACUGCGGACUACACCGACAACUCUUACUACAACAUUGCUGGUUACUAUGACGAGAAUGGUGGACAUCAGAACACCGAGAGCGCGGCGUUUGGUGGUGGCUCUGGCGGGGAUUCGAAUGGCACUAUGCCCUCUGGUGCUGCGCCGUCGGGAGCUGCGCCGUCGGGUACUGCUGCGCCCAGUGCUUGA
Molecule: messenger RNA, 1188 nt
Organism: Aspergillus terreus NIH2624
Lineage: Eukaryota; Fungi; Ascomycota; Eurotiomycetes; Eurotiales; Aspergillaceae
Product: intradiol ring-cleavage dioxygenase
Exons: 3
Coding region: 1-1188 (395 amino acids)
Molecular function (GO): oxidoreductase activity, acting on single donors with incorporation of molecular oxygen, incorporation of two atoms of oxygen; ferric iron binding
Source: RefSeq, a predicted model, not a curated record